CCAUUCUGUAGCUGAUAUUUUUGGGAAGGGGAGUUUAGGCUAUCUGUCAUCGCUGUCGGAGCGCACGGACAGCUUCCAUUUUACGCACCGCGGCACCCGCUGAAGCCCGGAGCCGCGACGUGACGCUGUCGCAGACAUUCGGCUAUCGACGUGGCUGUAGCGAUUUCAAGACGCAAAACGCAAGCUGCUCUUUCAUCUCAUAAGCUUUGAGGAGGAGGCGGCGGCGAGGGAACAGGGGUGUCCCCCGUUUGUGUGUUAACGCCGUGUGUGCGCGUGUGUGUUUGGAACAAGAGAAAGGAGAGAGAGAGGUACGGGUAAAACAGAUCGGUCGCACGGCGGAGAAGACAACCGAUUUUGGACACGUUCUGGAGACAGAAGCGGCUCGAAUGCAGCGGCUUCACACAGAAAAAUAACAUAAACAAAACUUACUUUUCAUCACCUCUCCCGUGCAUUCAUUUUAUCGUGAUAUGUAUUAUUUCGGGGAGAAUUUUUUAACGUCUCCCAAUCUGCUGGGCAAAUUUUGCCGCUGAAGGACUUUGACGCAGACUUCUCGCUGACUUCUUGCUGCUGGACAUGGGCGCAUCUGAGGCCAAACAGCGGUAGACGGAGGGCUCGGAGCUGCUGUCCUCUGUCCCUGCUAUCUCUUGCAGAGUGGACUCACUUUUGAAAGAGAGUUUUUUUUUCUAUCUGGCCCUAAGGCCGAGUUGUUUAAAGGUCUUUUUUUUUUUGCUUCCGGCAACAGCGAAGAGACCAAGUCUUCCUCCCUUAGCCCUCACUCUCCUCUCUCUCUCACUUUUUUUUUUGGAAGCUGAACUUUUAAAGGAAAAUGGGGCACUGAGAGGGUUGGCAGAUCUCCCCACGCUAUAAUGGCUACUGACACCUAUCUGGUGAACGACGAUCCUGCCAGAGGCCCAGGGAUGCCCGAGUGUUUCCUCGUGUCUGAUACAUAUAGGGAUGAAUUCCACCCCUUCAUCGAGGCCCUGCUGCCCCAUGUCCGCGCCUUCGCUUACACCUGGUUCAACCUGCAGGCCCGUAAGCGCAAGUACUUCAAGAAGCAUGAAAAGAGGAUGACCAAGGAUGAGGAACGCGCAGUGAAGGAUGAACUGCUGGGGGAGAAGCCAGAGAUCAAGCAGAAGUGGGCCUCGCGCCUGCUGGCCAAGCUCCGCAAGGACAUCCGGCCUGAGUUUCGUGAGGACUUUGUGCUCACCAUCACAGGAAAAAAGCCCCCCUGCUGUGUGCUGUCCAACCCUGACCAGAAGGGCAAGAUCCGUCGCAUCGACUGCCUGCGCCAGGCUGAUAAGGUGUGGCGACUGGACCUGGUGAUGGUCAUCUUGUUCAAGGGCAGCCCCCUGGAGAGCACGGACGGGGAACGGCUGGUCAAGUCACCACAGUGCACCAACCCAGGCCUGUGCGUCCAGCCGCAUCACAUCGGAGUGUCCGUCAAAGAGCUGGACCUCUAUCUGGCAUACUUCGUCCACACGCCAGAGUCCGGACAAUCAGAUAGCUCCAGCCAACAAGGGGACACAGACAUCAAACCACCGCCCAAUGGGCACCUGAGUUUCCAGGACUGCUUUGUCACCUCAGGCGUGUGGAAUGUGGCAGAGCUAGUCAGAGUGUCACAGACUCCUGUAGCCACAGCGUCAGGUCCUAACUUCUCACUGGCUGACCUGGAUAGCAGUCCCAGCUACUACAACAUCAACCAGGUGGCUCUGGGGCGACGCUCCCUCACCUCCCCUCCUUCCACCAGGUCUGAGGUGGAGUUGUACGCAAACCUUCCACGGAGCUCCACCAAGAGGAAGUCAUUAGACGACAGUGAACUGGAGAGCCCCACAGAUGAUGUUUUCUACCCUGGCCGCUCGCCUGCUGCCAGCUCUUCCCAGUCCAGUGCAUGGCCCAAUGACAUGGAUGCAGUGCAGCACCAUUUGGCGAGUGUGCAGGAGAGGAAGAUAAAACAUGAAAACGAUGGCGUGCAGUUUCCUUACCAUGGGAGUCCCCGUGCCUCAGCCUCAGCCCUGCACUUUCCCUCCUCCUCUAUCAUCCAGCAGUCCAGCCCAUACUUCACCCACCCCACCAUACGCUACCAUCACCACCAGGACCCACUUAAGGAGUUUGUGCAGUUUGUGUGCACUGACAGCACAGGACAGCCCAGCGCACAGCCUAAUGGAGGUGGCCAGAGCAAAAUGCCGGGCUCCUUCCUGCUGCCCCCGCCACCCCCGGUGGCGCGCCCUGUGCCCCUCCCCAUGCCCGACUCUAAAACCAUCAGCACACCCACUGACAGCGGACUCAGCUCACCCGCAUCUCUGUCAUACUCCACGCCAGGCUCCACAGCUCCCAACCGGUUUGUCGGCAUCGGAACACGGGACAACUUUCUGAAUAUCCCCCAGCAGACUCAGUCCUGGUUCCUCUGACAAGACUUCUCUGAAUCAACAGCUAAAAUUGUGUCAUGAAAAUUGGAAAUUUGAAAAAAAAACCAACAGAUCACCGCUGAUUAAGAUCAGACUGCUGACACUAAAAAGGUCUUUUCCUCUCCCCAACACUAUUCAAAGUACAACUACAGAGCCCACAAAACUCGACCCCGCACCAAGAGGAUUCCCAAUCCAACACAAUUCGAACAGGAAUGUUCAUCCCCCUUUAUGUAGGAGGCUUCAGUGAGAUUGAGUGGACAAACUCAGAAUGCAAGGAGGAAGAAGAUGAGGAACUGUCUCUCACACACUGAGAAAUUUCAGAAAGCAAACACAAUAUGGUAAUCUGACAAAUGACCAAUUAGACACUUGUUUCUUUUUCUAUGUUAUUUUUUUAUUUUGUUGUCUCCACAAUGAAACUCCAUGCAUUGGCUGGGAGAUCCAAAAAAUAGUGGUAACUGGUGAAGUUGGAUGUGAAAGUUGAAAAUUGCAUGCCUCCACAUUUUGUGUAUUUCUCCUCACGCUUCUCCUCUGGGUGCACGGUCCCCACCGGACCCACAUCCCCUCCCACCUCACCUGGAGCUCAGUGCUGCACAGGGUCCGCACCGAGACCACAGCCACAUGCCCGCGUGUCACUAGACUAUGCCGCUUUAUUUGCUCAGCCCUGAGUCUCUUUCAUUUUUGAUUGGCCAAUCAUAGUGACACCAUCCAAUGGUGUGACAUAAAUGCACUACGUGGCUGGUCUUUGUUUACCUGUCAAAGUGUGAGGGUGUCCUGUUGUGGCAGAAGUGAUAGCCAUGAGGCAAGUGCAAGCGAGUGAAUACACGACAAUACAGUCAAAACACUAACUCUACAUGUGCUCUUUCGUCCCCUCACCUAUGCACUAUUAAUUUUUAACAAGGGAUGAACAGGAUUGCACACUGAUGGUCAGAUGAAUAAUUACAGAAGUGAGUCGAGACUGGCUGCCACUGCAGGGCUGUAGCUGCGCUAAUUCUUGGCUC
This is a messenger RNA of Monopterus albus (swamp eel), 3403 nucleotides long. It is a transcript of the gene nfixa, whose product is annotated as nuclear factor I/Xa. Gene Ontology annotation, cellular component: nucleus. Gene Ontology annotation, molecular function: RNA polymerase II cis-regulatory region sequence-specific DNA binding; DNA-binding transcription factor activity, RNA polymerase II-specific. The record is from RefSeq and is a predicted model, not a curated record. NCBI's taxonomy places the organism in Eukaryota, Metazoa, Chordata, Actinopteri, Synbranchiformes, Synbranchidae. The coding region runs from base 867 to 2408 and encodes 513 amino acids. The transcript is spliced from 13 exons. Gene Ontology annotation, biological process: regulation of transcription by RNA polymerase II.